Messenger RNA from Erpetoichthys calabaricus (reedfish), 2944 nucleotides. It is a transcript of the gene adamtsl5, whose product is annotated as ADAMTS like 5. The transcript has 13 exons. NCBI's taxonomy places the organism in Eukaryota, Metazoa, Chordata, Cladistia, Polypteriformes, Polypteridae. Gene Ontology annotation, cellular component: extracellular matrix. Gene Ontology annotation, molecular function: metalloendopeptidase activity; protein binding. The record is from RefSeq and is a predicted model, not a curated record. Gene Ontology annotation, biological process: extracellular matrix organization. The coding region runs from base 411 to 2024 and encodes 537 amino acids.
UAUAUUACAAGAAAAAGUCGCAAGGGGAUUAACUCAGUUUCAGAAAAAAGAGAAGGUCUGUCUCUGGCGUCGCUGGAAUUUACUGCGAUCAACACAAACAUCGUGUCCCAGCCAACCCGGAGUUUAAGGCCGUUUAUCUUAUCUUUUCCAUUUUAUCUGGUGUUUAUUUCAGAUGCUCCUUGCUUCCAAAUGUUGAAAUGGGGGUGGUAUUUCCUCUACACAGCUCGAAGAACGGGCGAUUCAGGAACCAUAUACCCCUGUAGAAGACUUUCAUAAAUAUAAUCUAAUAAAUUACCAUAAUAAUCUAAUAGUACAUAUAUAUAUAUAUAUAUAUAAACAUAUUUCAAGAUACUUGGGCUGCUCGGACCAAGACUUCUUAUUGGAAUUGUUAUAGACAUAUCCCCCGCAGUAUGUCACUUUCGGAAAUAAGGGGGCUAUCUCAUGCUGUAGCUCUGUGUUUGCUGAUAUGUCCUGUUUGUCUCUUCACUUGGCAAACAUCACUGAGCUCAGUACUUCACAAAAUUCCACAGUCAAGCCACAUUAAGCGCCAGUUACGAUAUGGUAAUGAAUGGAGUUCCUGGACAACUUGGUCUCCAUGCUCUCGCAGCUGUGGUGGUGGAGCAUCUGUUCGAACCCGGAUGUGCCUUACCAGAAAUGCACAAGAGGGACCUUGCCCAGGUGAACCCAGACAGUAUAAAAUUUGUAAUGUACAGGUCUGUCCAGCUGGAUCCAUAGGAUUUCGUGACUUGCAGUGUGCCGCCUACAAUGAUAAAUCAAUAAUGGGCAGCAAGAAAUUCCAGUGGACUACAUUCAUUGGAGGUUCUGAUCCUUGUGAUUUGAGUUGUUUAGCCCUGGGACAAAACUUCUACUACAACUUUGGCCACGUGCUAGAUGGAACUCCCUGCCCAACUGAAACCGAUGGCGUCUGUAUUAAGGGCCAAUGUCUUAGACCUGGCUGUGACCUGAUCCUUGGUUCUGAAAAACGUGCAGAUGCUUGCAUGGUUUGUGGUGGACACAACUCUUCUUGUUUACGACAUCGCAGUGUGUACCAAGACCAAAAUAAGGCUGCAGGCCGAUAUGGUUAUGAUGAAGUAACCAUGAUUCCUGCUGGAGCCACACAUAUCCAUGUAAUAGAUAACAGUGGAAACUUCCUUGCACUACAAAAUGGGAACUCUCAGUUUGUCAUAAAUGGAAACUGGGAGAUAGAUUUGCCAGGAGAGUAUAACGUUGCCGGGACCAAGCUAGUAUACAAACGUUCCACAGAUAAUGGUGAGAGCUUUGAAGUUCAAGGUCCCACCCAGGAAGACCUGCAUAUUAUGGUGCUUUUAAUAGAAAGAAAUUCUGCUAUUGAGUAUGAGUACUGGCUACCUCUUGAUAUUUAUGUGCUAUACCAUGAAGAAAAAAGCCAGCUUCGGCAAUCUCAACAGUCAGCAACCUCCUCACCAGAGCAGCAGCCACUCAGUAGCACAAUCACCCCACCAACUUCAACUGCUAGAAUCAAGAAGCCUUCCACGGUCACUGGCAUUCACUUGUGGGAGUCAGCAAAUCACAGGCAGAACUUCCAGCCUCAAGCCCGUUUGGAGCGAGAUGAAAAUCAGAAGAACUUAUUUUCCCAGCAUGGCAACAGCUGUGGUAAAUGCAAAAAGAUCAGAGGGAAAGAAAAUCGGGCGAGAGAAUACUGCCAGAAAGAUUUUGUGUUCCGGGGUAAGAUACUAGAGAAGACCUACAGGGGUCAAGAGACCCGCUAUGACGUGCAGGUAAUGUAUACAUAUCGCAACCGUUUCCCAUUGAUACAAAGAGAAUUCAUAUGGGUACCCAACUUGUGCAACUGUCCUCAGCUGGAGAAAGGACUUGAGUACUUGAUAAUGGCAAGACGCCAUGUGAAUUAUGAACAGACUCUUAAUCGUAUCUUAUUGGAGACUAAUAGCUAUGUGAAGUCCUUCCAUCCUCGGGAAGACCAACUGUUGCGUCAUCUGGAUACUGAAUGUGUCAAGCAAAAAUAUUCAAAUACUCCCAGUCUCUGAAUCUAAGUUACCUUACCUUAAAGGAUAUAUGCAACUGUGCUUCACUCAGGUUGAACAUUGCGGCUGCUUUGUAACCAAAGACAUCAUGGGAACAUUUAGUGGGAUACAGAAAUCUUAGAAUCUGAAAGAUAAUUCAUGACUCUACCAACUUCACGUGACAUUCUGUUUUCCUAUAUUUCAGGAAAAAGAAAGAGAAACAUUAUAAGACUAUAACAGUUGUAUUAGCUUGUAGUCAGAGAAUAGGCAAAAAGACACCACAGCCUGGUCAUUAUCUCACUGGAAUAAACUGUAUCGACUGACACUGAAAAAUAUAUCGUGUAAAUAUUUUGUUAUCAAAUGAAAGUUUCACCAAACUCACACAUUUUCAUAUACUUUUGUGUUCUUCAGCACUGAAAUUUUUUGUUUUUUAAUCUGUUAAAAUUGUGCUUAAUAAUGAGUUAUUUUUUACUGUGUACUGUAAGGCUUCCUAAUUAUCAUUGCGUUGUUCAUCAUUGUUUAAAUGUAAUUUUAGUAUUUAACAAUUGUUUAGGACAAUAAAGUGUUAUCACUCUGUAUUUAGUAAUGGCUAUAAUCUUCAUUUGUAAAAUUGCAUUCAAUGUGCAAUUAAUAUAGUAGUAGUAGUAGUAGUAGUAUUAGGAAUAGGAAUAUUUGUGAAUAAUUGAAUAUAUGAAUUUUAUAUACUCUGAAAUAAAAAUGAUAACAUCGCUAUCUAAGUGUUUUGUGUGUUAUGCUAAUUUUACAUGUCACCUACUCCACACAUCUUUUAAUACAUAAUUCUUUAUUUCUAUUUUGUGUGUUACAUAACACCUACAGUAUUUUGUACCAUGAACAUAGUGUUUACAUUCAGGACUGGGAUCUUUUCAAUUGAACUUUUUUUAUUCAGAUAAAUGUAAAAAUAUGUAAUCAACUCUUACACAUAA